Molecule: messenger RNA, 648 nt
Organism: Trichoderma virens Gv29-8
Lineage: Eukaryota; Fungi; Ascomycota; Sordariomycetes; Hypocreales; Hypocreaceae
Exons: 2
Coding region: 1-648 (215 amino acids)
Source: RefSeq, a predicted model, not a curated record
AUGGAUGGUCCUACACCCAUCGUCAUCGGCCUCGAUGGCCUUAUCAAGCACUCUCUCCCGCGCAUCGCCAAAAUUCGCAGCGCCGCCGCCGCCAUGACAAACUUUGGACGGCUAUCACCGUUUCUUAAGCGGCUUCAAGUCAGUGUCUUGCUUCUAGGUACCAUCUACCGGAAGAUUUCACAAUACGACACGAUACCGGGAUCCGAUAUGUGUCUCGGCAUCUGUCAUGACAGCCUUGCGCAGACUCAAGGCAUGAUGGAAGCUGUGCUGCGAACAGACGACGAUAAUGCGUACAAAGUGGGUAGAGAGGUAUUAAUUGAAAGAUUGCCUGACGAGAUUGGCUCUUUUAUUUCUUCUGUGGAGCUCUUGAGAAGCACAUAUCACGAAGCACAAUCCGAGUUUAUACUCGAAUCCAUGAAAGAGCUUGCCAACCUAAGACGUGACUACUCCAAGCAUCUGGAGGAGUGCACUCAUAAAGCAAAGCAAGCGAAUCCUAAUAUUACCAACACAUCAAGCGAAGAUGAACGGACAUCGGGCUCGGAUAAUGGAACGAACCUUACCGAGCCUGAGGCAGCGUCACCACCUAAUUCCUCACAGCAAAAGCCUCCGGAAAAAAAAGAUGACGCCUGUAUAGGACACGAUUAUUGA